Rhinichthys klamathensis goyatoka is the source of this 1769-nucleotide messenger RNA. It is a transcript of the gene ahrrb, whose product is annotated as aryl-hydrocarbon receptor repressor b. The transcript is spliced from 8 exons. Bases 14 to 1765 code for a protein of 583 amino acids. NCBI's taxonomy places the organism in Eukaryota, Metazoa, Chordata, Actinopteri, Cypriniformes, Leuciscidae. Gene Ontology annotation, molecular function: transcription cis-regulatory region binding; nuclear receptor activity; protein dimerization activity. The record is from RefSeq and is a predicted model, not a curated record. Gene Ontology annotation, cellular component: aryl hydrocarbon receptor complex; nucleus. Gene Ontology annotation, biological process: regulation of transcription by RNA polymerase II.
GGAUAAGUGAACAAUGAUUCCGCCCGGAGACUGUCUGUAUGCUGGAAGGAAAAGGAGAAAACCUGUUCAGAAACAGAAACCAGAGAAAGCAGGUCAAAAAUCGAAUCCGUCCAAGCGUCACCGCGACCGUCUGAACGCAGAGCUGGACCGGCUGGCGAGUCUGCUGCCCUUCAGUGCAGAGGUCAUCUCUAAACUGGACAAACUCUCAGUGCUGAGACUCAGCGUCAGCUUCCUGCGAGUGAAGAGCUUCUUUCAAGAGGUCCAAGAAAAAGAAAAUCUCAGCAGUGAAGCCUCGAUCCCAGAGCACCGGAAAGAGAUUCUGCCCCGUGUUGUAGAGAGUGAUCUUCUCCUACAGUCUCUCUCUGGAUUUGCACUGGUCGUGAGCUCAGAUGGUGUUAUUUUCUAUGCAUCUACCACUAUCGUUGACUACCUGGGAUUUCAUCAGACAGACGUGAUGCAUCAGAAGGUCUUGGAUUAUGUCCAUGUGGCGGAGCGACAGGAGUUUCAGAGGCAGCUCCACUGGGCGAUGAACCCUGGCCAGCAAGACACUGUAGAUGAGGAUGUUGUGAUGGGUCAUCUGUAUAGCGCUGAGCAGCCUGACGGUGUUCCUCCUGAACUGUCUCCGUUCCUUACGCGGUGCUUCGUCGCUCGAGUCCGAUGCCUGCUGGACAGCACCUCCGGCUUCCUGAGCAUGCAGUUUCAGGGCAGCCUGAAGUUCCUGCAGGGUCAGAGGAGGAAGACUGACUCAGGAUCUUUGCUGCCGCCCCAGCUUGCUCUGUUUUGUGUGGCUGUUCCUCUGGUACUGCCCUUCAUCACGGAGCUAAAGAUGAAGAGUAUGAUGAUGAAGGGCAAACACAAAAGCUCUGGCAGCAGUGAUAAAAGGCAACGAGUUUCCUGCGGCUCAUUUGACAGUGGAGACGUGCUACGUGUUAACUGGACAAACACAUCGGGUCAUGAUGGUUUAGGGUCAGCCCUGGCCAACGCAAAGUACAGAGGAGAGGGCUGCAAAACCCAAGAUGAGCCGCUCAACUUCUGCGUUUCCACUCUGGGCGUCUCUAGGUUGCAGGCUGCCGAUGCCUCGUGGGACGCCCGCUGUCCUGUUGCCUUGCACACAGACUCCAGUGAAAACUACCUGAUACCUGGAAGCUUCUAUAAACACGGCCAUUCUGGAAAAUUACAAAAUGGUUGCAACACAGAAUUGCAGAAGGUGGAAGGUUAUUGCAUCGAGGGGAAGGUGGAGAGAAGGUGCAUGAUGCAGAAUGAAUGUUUUAAUAUGCUUCCUGAAGCGGCAAUUAAGACCGAACAAGAUUCCGACUCUGAAAACGUGUGUAACGCAUACGGGACGCUCUGGCGCCCUGAACAUGCACAGGUGAAAACCAAGGCUGAAUAUCAUGACUGCUGUACUCCAUAUCAAAAUGGCAAAGCUGCCAUCAAUGCACACAAGUAUCUGUGUGCGGGAGUCAGCAGACCUCUUAAGUGUGUCCUGAACAAAGACCUGAAUCACUCUGACCAGCCGACCGGCAGUCGGGACACGUAUGUGUUCGCAAAUGCCUCCACAGAUCAUAAAAGCUACAUGCAGCAUGAUAUCCGGCUGACUUACGAGUUCAGGAGUCGCAACCUGCUGCACACGAUUAAACGAGAACCCGACGACUCUCCACCUUGGUGUCAUGAUGUUAGUCAAGGGCAUGUGCAACACAAUAUUACUUCAACUUCCUCUGUGAAUGCUAUUCUACACAAAGCAAACCCUUAUGUUUACAUGCAGUGAACUC